AUGACAGUGCCAAAAACCAAUGAAACUACUUGUUUCACACGUUCUUUAAUGAAUAGUUUUAAUGGACAAGGUAUUGCUAUUUCGGCUGCUGAUAAACAUGUUGGUGAAUUAUCAAGUUUGAUUCUAGUUUUAAGAGCAUUGAACAACAAAUUACCAAUUCAAAUUAUUCACAGAGCUUAUGUUCAAGCUAAUUUUGAACAUGUUAGAGAUUUGGAUGUUGAAACAAUUUUCCCUAAGCAAGAGAUUUGGUUUGUCAAUACCACUUCUGCUAUUAAUCCUAAUGAUAGAAGAUUUAUCUCUUAUGGUAACAAAUUGUUAACUUUGCUGUUUAGUUCAUUUGAAGAUACCGUUUUGAUUGAUACUGAUACUGUUCCAUUUGUUGAUAUUGAAGAGUAUAUUUUAAAAUCAGAUGUUUAUCAAGAUAAAGGUGCAUUUUUCUUCAAGGAUCGUCAAUUAUAUGAUCAUAUAACAGGACCAGAACUAACAUAUUUCAAAAAAUUAUUACCAAAUAGAUUGGAUAAUGCCUUUUUCCAGAUUCCAGAAUUGACAAAUUUCACAAUGGAUAAUAGAUUUUUUGGUCAACAUUAUAAGCAUGUUCAAGAAUCCGGUAUGGUUGCAAUCAAUAAGAAAAAACAUAUGAGAAGUACUUUAACUAUUAAUGUCCUACAAAUGUGGCAUGCAGCAACCACGAGAGUGCAUGGUGAUAAGGAAUUAUUUUGGUUGGGAUUUUCAAUUGCAGGUGAUGAAGAUUAUUAUAUGAAUAAAUAUGGUGUUGGUGCAGUGGGUCAAUUAAAUCCAAAUUCAAAUAGAUUAUUGGGUGAUAAAGAUGAUUCAAGAAGGUCUAAACUAAAUUCCCAUCAAUUAUGUACAACACAUCCAGCACAUUUAUCAGGAUUAGAUGAUACUACAUUAUUAUGGAUGAAUUCAGGUUUCAUCACAUGUAAGCGUGAAAAUGAAGCUGAGAAAGAUAUUGCAAUGGAUUUAUACAAGAAUGUCUUUGAUAAUGCUGAACAGUUGAAGAAAACUUAUGUCGGUCCUUUGAAGAUUAGUGCUGUUUUAGUUCCACCACCUCAAGAACGUGUUAGAAAUAAUGAUUUAGGUGAACCUGCUUCAGGUUGGGAAGUUAUGUUUGGUUGUGGUGGUUAUCUAUAUUGUGCUUAUGAUAAUGUCGGUGGUGGUAAUGAUACUUAUUACCAAGGAACUUUAGUUGAAUAUGAUUCAUCUCAACAAUUGUUGUAUGAUUAUCUUGGUGAACUUUGGGUUUACUAUCAAAAGGUUAUCAAGAAAUGA
Hansenula anomala is the source of this 1290-nucleotide messenger RNA. RefSeq names its product alpha-mannosyltransferase. Gene Ontology annotation, molecular function: alpha-1,3-mannosyltransferase activity. Bases 1 to 1290 code for a protein of 429 amino acids. The transcript has 2 exons. Gene Ontology annotation, cellular component: Golgi apparatus. NCBI's taxonomy places the organism in Eukaryota, Fungi, Ascomycota, Saccharomycetes, Phaffomycetales, Wickerhamomycetaceae. The record is from RefSeq and is a predicted model, not a curated record. Gene Ontology annotation, biological process: protein O-linked glycosylation.